UAUACAUAAAUUUUACCGCUUCAACUCUCAACUGUUACAUAACAGCAACAACACCAACAGACUCCAAUCUUCCUGUAGAGGAUCAAAUACGUCUCCGAUGAAGGCGCAAAACACUUCACCGGUGAAACAUCGUCAUCACAGAAACCGCGAAGUGAUCACUUCGCGGUUUCUUCCCUCUCCUUCAACCUCCUCCAUAGAAUCCACUGAAUUUCAUUCCCCUUCCUCCGUCAUACGAAAAUCAUCCAUUCGGAGUUCAGACGAGGAUAACAGCAACAAUAGAAGACACAGAAUAACCGAAGAGAAAGAUUCUGUUUUACGCCGUCAACUCUGGCCUUCUUCGGCGAAAAAUAACAACUCCGGCACACUUGCUGAUCACAUCACAGAAGACAGAAUCAUAGAACAGAAUGAGAAAAACAAACACAACAACAAUAAAACUAGUCUCAAUCUAUCACAAAAGAGUUAUAGAAGAUUUGAAAAUAAUGAAACUAGAGAAAUCGGUGGUUCUGCAAGAUACACAGGAAAACUCACUUCUCCUUCUUCUUCUUCAAUGAAGAAGCUAAAUACUAAUAAUGGUUCUGUCAUUGUUCCGGGAAGAUUUUCAUUAGAUGAAAAUGCUAAAUUAUUCAAGAGAAACUCAAGCUUAACUAGCUCUGUUGAUACUGAAUCGAACGAUGAGGGUUUGGUUUCUCCGGCAAGAAAGUUAGUAGUGGAAGUUCCUCCAAGGUUGAUGAAUGAUGCAACAUUGAGAAGGGCUAGAAGAGGAACGUCGGAUUCUAAUAUUGGGAAUUUAAGCGGUGAUUCGUUGAAAACAAUGAUGAAGAGGACUAAUUCGAUUACAGGAUAUAAGAGUUCGAAAUCUCAAUGGGCUUUGUCGCCUGGUAGGUCAGACUUUUUGAGCCCUGUGAAGGCGAAAGGAGUUGAAAAACUCCUCAAUUUUGGUUUAGAUUUCUUCAAGAGUAAGAAAUCUCUUGGACUUAAUUCGCCGGUUGGUUUUGGAAACAAUGAAGAUGUUCAUAAGCUUCGUUUGUUUGAUAAUCGUUUGAUUCAAUGGCGAUAUGUAAAUGCUAAAUCACAAGUUGUGAAUGCAAACAUUUCUCACCAGGCUCAGAACAAUUUGAUAUGUGUUUGGGAUGGUCUCACGAAGUUCAGAAAUUCUGUUAUGAAAAAGAAGAUUCAACUUGCCAAAGAAAAGCUUGAAAUGAAGAUAGCUUUCAUAUUGUAUUAUCAAUUGAAGUUAUUGGAAGCUUGGGGAGGCUUGGAAAGGCAGCAUGUAUCAACAAUUACUGCUACCAAAGAGUGUUUGCAUUCUGCUGUGUGCAGAGUUCCUCUUUUGGAAGGUGCAAAGGUAGAUGUACAAUUUACAUCGAUUGCAAUUCGUCUGGCCUCUGAUCUCACUGCUUCCAUUAAGCCAAUAUUAACUUCUUUUUCACCUGCAGUUGACAAGACUGCUGCAAUAGUAUCAGAAUUGGCAAAAGUUGUUGCACAAGAGAAGCAACUCUUAGAAGAGUUUUAUGAGCUCUUACAUACUAUAUCUAUCUUUGAGCUUCAAGAAAGAAGUAUAAAGUGCAACCUGAUUCAAUUUGAAGGCUGGCAAAGGAAAUAUCAAAAAAUGUUGAAAACCAUUCUAGGUUGCUGCAAAGUAUAUAUAUCAGAAAGCAGAAACAAGAGUGCAUUGGAAUCAAUUGAAAAAGCUGCUAAGUUUUUUCCAUUAGCACCAAUAAUUAACAAGUUUGAAGAUGUGACUUACAAUAGAGUUGGUUACACUCUUGUCUCUGAGUUUGUUUCAGUGCCUAAUAAUGAAGAAUCAUGUCAUUUGACAAAUGCUGUGUUGGCUAUGGUGAAAACUGCAUUUGAUACUAUUGAUUUUGAGGUUCAUAGUGGAACUCAUCCUAGACUUGGAGUUGUUGAUCAUAUAUGUUUUCAUCCUUUGGUUGAUGCUUCAUUGGGUGAUGCAGCUAGAACUGCAAGGUAUUUAGCCACUCACAUGGGUUCUAAUCUGCAAGUUCCUACUUUCUUAUACGGAGCAGCACACGAAGAAGGGAUGAAACUUGAUUCAAUCAGAAGAACAUUUGGUUAUUUCAAGCCAAAUUCUAACGAAAACCAAUGGAUUGGUGUGCCAAAAUCAGACACUUUGCCACUGAAACCAUAUAGUGGUCCAUCUCAAGUGACUCCAGCAAAAGGUGUUGUGGUCAUUGGAGCAACCAAUUGGGUUGAUAACUAUAAUGUCCCUCUAUUAUCUUCCGAUAUUAGCGCUGUUCGUAGAAUCGCAAAACGUAUUAGUGGAAGAAAUGGUGGACUCGCUUCGGUACAGGCCAUGGCACUUACACAUGGUGAAGGUAUCAUUGAAGUAGCUUGUAAUUUGUUGGAUCCAAAGAAUGUUGGUGGUGAAAGAGUACAACAAGAAAUUGAGAACCUUGCAAGGGAAGAAGGUAUUUCUGUGGAGAAGGGAUACUACACAGAUUUUUCACAGGAAGAUAUUGUUAAAAGUUACUUCAAGCUGUUUAAAGAGAGAAUUUGAUGUGGAAAAAUUACUUUUUCAUGCCCCGAGAAGGUUUUUGCUAUCUGGUGAAUUUUCAUUCCAAAUGUCAAAUUGGCCUUCCUUACUUUAUAUACAUCGUCAAUGUAAAAAGUUUUUACACUGUCUGAUCAUCAUAUAUAUUUGACUUUUAUCAUAACCACUUCUAAAAUCACAAUUGAUCGUGCCUAGGAGAAUUGCUUGUUUGGCAAUUGAUUUUUGUUUUUUGUGUGUUUAUCAAAGAUGGAAUAGUGCAGUGGUUGGUUUAAGUUUGUAUUGUUCUAGGUUUAAUUUGUGUAAAUUAAAAUAAGCAUAACCAGCUAAGAAGAUCCAAUUCAGUGGAUUAACUCUUUCAAUUCUAUUGGCUUUAUGUGUUGGGUAAGUAAUAAAAAAAUGAGGCAAAAAGUAAGGACA
Messenger RNA from Trifolium pratense (red clover), 2929 nucleotides. RefSeq names its product QWRF motif-containing protein 3-like. The record is from RefSeq and is a predicted model, not a curated record. Gene Ontology annotation, molecular function: transferase activity; folic acid binding. NCBI's taxonomy places the organism in Eukaryota, Viridiplantae, Streptophyta, Magnoliopsida, Fabales, Fabaceae. The transcript has 8 exons. The coding region runs from base 98 to 2518 and encodes 806 amino acids.